CCCGGCCAGCGGCAUGCUUUUAGAGCCUUUCUAGAAUCCGAAUUCCCGCUUCUAUGCUUGCUUAGACGUGUAGCGUUUUUCUGUAUGGGAUAGGAUACCCUUGUGGUUCCUGGACGGGACGUUUUGGUGAUGCUUUUGAAAAUUUCCUUAGGAGAGGUUUGACGGUUUGUGUUGGGAAUUGGGGAGGUUUUGAAGUGAUGAGGGGAGACAUGGCGACUUGGCUGCGCGUCGCGGCGGUUGUAGCCGUGGUGUGCUUGGUGGGUGUUAUGGCUGAGCAGCCGAAGUCCGCAGGGGAGUUUGUGGCGGUGCACAGGAAUUUCCCUAGGACUGUGCGGGUGGUGUCCCAAGAGGAUGGGAUCGCUGCCCGUGGCCAUGGCGAUGAGGAGCAUGUGGAUGGUAACAAAAUGCAGUGGAGUUUUAAUCUGUUCAAACCCUUCCAGAUGUUCGGGGUACGAAGAGAAGGCCAUGAGCACAAGAAGUGCAAAAUGGGUGCUAAAUUAGGUUUGUGGUGGUCGCAUAUGUUUGGGCAUGGUCGUGAUCAUCAUCACCACCACCACCGCCACAAUGAGCACGGGUUUGAGAAGGAUGUGGAGCACCGUCACUUCCGCCACCAUGAGCACGGCUAUGAACACAGGUUUGAAAAGGAUACGGAGCACCAUCAUUGGCUACGUCCUUCAUUUGCAUGGAGUUUACUCGGCAAGAUUGGCCGGUGGUUUUCUGGAAUUCCAUCCUUCUUUUCCGACAUGGCUCACGUUAAUAGAAUUUGGAGCGCUGGAGCUGGCGGAAGGAAGCCCCCUACUGUUGAAUCUGCGACCGAACCUUUGGAUAUGCACGCACUCCAAAAGAUUUUAAGCCCCAGUCUUUCAUGCUCUUUGCGGGAGAAGCUUGCUAACAUUUUUGCAGCUGUUUCAGAGGAGAUUGUUGCAACCGCUAAUGGCAUUGACGACUCCGGCGAUCAGCCAGAUAUGAUCAAGAGAAACUUGAAGAAUUUCAUGGGAGAUUCCAUGAAGCGUAGAAUCGCAAGCAGUGUAUGCGACAGUAGUUCAAUGUCUUCAUGUGAACAGGAAUUCUGUGAUGUCUUCCUCAGCCAUUCUAGGAGUGGAAUUCUUAUGGCCUUCCGAGUUUUAGGCCUAAAUCCAGUAAGGGCAGCUAUCAACCCAGAAGGUGUUGCUGCUUGCGUGAUGUCUUCCAGGUGUCAGAGCAAAAACUUGGUCAUGUCCACGAGUGAGUUGGCCUUGAUCAUGAGUCUGAAAAAGGCUCGCAGGUUAGCGCGUAUUGUUUAUCAAGCUGUUAAUGCAAAAUUGAAUGAAGAGGCUUCGCAAACUUUUUCACACAAGCUCAUUAGCAUGUUCUCUAAAGCGUUUGGUGGAGAGCCAAAUCCUUGCAGAGACUGCUUGCGAUGGAAGAUUCAUGGGUUGAAAAAACUGACUAAGAAAGCAGUGGCUGAAGUCUGUGAAAACGCAGCUCACUAUAAUUUGGAAGAAGAAUGCAACUUUGCGAAAGAGAAUAAAUUCAUAUUCAAGACAUUGUUUGCAUACAAAUUCAGGCUUUGGAAGAAGGCUACUGUUGUUUGUAGGAACCGUGAAGCUUGCGACACUCUCCCAAUCCCUUCCACUGACACCUCUGAACAAGGAACAGUCACCGAAGGAGUGCAGAAGUUACCCUUUGGUCGGGUUGAUAUUAACACAUUACGGACUCCAAGGGAGAUGGAAGUGAACCCUAUGGUGGCUAACUUCAUGUUUUGGAGGCAAGACUGUAAGCAGCGAGCCCUUCACAGAGCAGCCAUGCUUCGCGGACACAGCUUAGAAGCUAUUGCUUCCCAUUUGAAUGGUGAUGGUAGCCUAUCCCUGACACCUGGAAAUGGUGCACUCAUAAUAGUGGAUUUCGUGCGAAGUCCUCAAUUAGAGCUUGAUCAGCAAUUGAACGUUCCUUUCGCAGCUGACUUACCGAAGAAGUGGGAUUACUUUCAUGGAACCAUGAAUAUGGAGGGAUUGGAGAUGCAAACUUUUGAGCCCAGGUAUGCAAGCUCGAUGGAUCUGGGGCCUUUCCAUGAGGUUUGGAGGAAACCCGUUCUCGACUCCAGUCCUAUACAUGUGAAUGGAGUGAUGGAGGAUGCACUUGUCAAGCCUCGCAACAAUGUGUUGUCUAUUACUGCUGAUUCCGCCAGUAAGGACAAGUUGCCCUCCAGCAACGAAGCUGUUGUGGAGCAUUCAGCUAUGUGAACGGUUCCCUGAAAUGUGCCUUCAACAUGCACAGGUGACACAUAGUUGCAGUUCAAUACAUCGGUAGCGGUUUGGAGUGUCCAAGGCUCGAUGUUAGAGCCCAGCUUGUGCUUUCUGAAGCCAUGUAGAAUUAUGCUGUUGUGAAAGCCAUGUGACUUGUGCCAGUGUUUGGAGGGCUACGUAGAAUAAUUUUCAUUUUUUUCUAUAUGUAAUUAGAGACCCAGUCCACUCUGGAGAGUAGAGGCUUUUUUUUAAUGCAUAUAGAUAGUGUCGGUUGUGUUGAUCGGAACAUCUGACAGCUAAUUGUUUUGUGUGCUUGAAUGUUCUGAUGAUGCGUGGUUCUGCUUAUUUAAAGUUUUCUGUCUCUGCUGUUGUAUUCAUGUAGCCUAUAUUUUCUCAAUUUAAUUUUUAAUGUCGUCAUUGAAUUUA
Molecule: messenger RNA, 2651 nt
Organism: Physcomitrium patens
Lineage: Eukaryota; Viridiplantae; Streptophyta; Bryopsida; Funariales; Funariaceae
Source: RefSeq, a predicted model, not a curated record